Diorhabda sublineata is the source of this 3378-nucleotide messenger RNA. It is a transcript of the gene Dpp10, whose product is annotated as dipeptidyl aminopeptidase-like protein 6. The record is from RefSeq and is a predicted model, not a curated record. The transcript is spliced from 13 exons. Bases 96 to 2657 code for a protein of 853 amino acids. Gene Ontology annotation, biological process: proteolysis. Lineage: Eukaryota; Metazoa; Arthropoda; Insecta; Coleoptera; Chrysomelidae. Gene Ontology annotation, molecular function: dipeptidyl-peptidase activity; serine-type peptidase activity.
AUGAUUUUGAAAAGACGGCCCGGUUUUAAGUGUACCAUGAAUUUUUUGGUAAAAUUUUGUGCUUCGAGCUGAAUACUUAUGAUAUCAAAUGAAAAAUGGCUGAUCACGAUCCGUUCGACGACGAGCUAGUGUCCAGUAACACAAACCAAAGAAACUGGAGGGGAAUUCUCAUUGCUCUGUUGGUGAUAGUCGUCGUAUUGGCGUUAAUAGUAACAUCUGUAGUACUAUUAACUCCUCCCGACGAUGGACCCAGGAUAAAAGGAAACAGAUUUCAAUUAGACGACAUCUUGGGUCGAGAUUUUCAACCCUUGAAGUUCAACGGAACGUGGAUAUCAGAUGACGAAAUUAUUUUCAGAGACCAUUAUGGGGGUAUAAGCAUUUUGAAUGCUUUCAAUCUUACAAUUAGAACAAUUAUGUCAAAUCAAACGUUUUUGCGGUUGAACCCCACACGUUUCCAAUUAUCCCCUGAUCAGAAGUACCUGUUGUUAGCGACCAACGUACAAAAGCUCUUCAGACAUUCUUAUUUGGCUCAAUACAGUAUCUACGACGUACAAAGUGGCAAUGAUUUUUCACUUCGGCCAAUACCACAAGAUGACGAUCAUCCCUUUUUAUUAUUGGCGCAAUGGGCGCCGAAAGGACACGCGUUAGUUAUGGUGAAGGACUACAAUAUAUUUUAUAGGAAAACGCCGACGUCUCACAUGGGUUAUAAGGUAACCCAUACGGCGGUACCAGGAGUAGUCAGUCACGGGGUUCCGGAUUGGUUAUAUGAAGAGGAAAUUCUCGGUAGCAAUUCCGCCGUAUGGAUGUCCGCCGACGGUAUGUUGAUGGUAUUCGCCUCGUUUAACGAUAGUUUGGUGGAAGAACUAAGAUUUCCUUGGUACGGUUCCGGAUUAUAUCCGGAUAUUAGAUCGCUGAGGUACCCGAAACCGGGUACCAGAAAUCCUCAAGUCGUACUAACCGUUGCCGAUCUCGCCGAUACGUCUAAUAUCAAAAUGAAACCCGUUUCGCCGCCCACCGUUAUAGCGCGCAGCGACCACUACUUCACCGCCGUCACGUGGAUAAGUUCGACGGAAAUCAGCGUGGUCUGGUUGAAUCGUCCCCAAAACUUAUCGGUAAUAACCAUUUGCUCGAGUCCUAAAUGGGACUGUAGAGAGACGCAGCGCAUCACGAACGACGGUCACGGUUGGGUGGAUAUGGGCGACAGUCCCGUAUUCGGGACGGAUAGUUCGAAAUAUAUCACGAUAGCUCCAGUCAGGGACGGGGCGGCGGGAAAUUUUCGACACGCCGUCGCCGUUAAUAUUCCGAAACGUCGUUUUAUACCUCUGACUCACGGAAGAUUCGAAAUUUCGAGGAUACUCACUUGGGAUCAUUCGAAUGAUGUUAUAUAUUUCCUGGGAAUCCCCGAAGGAAAACCGGGUCAAUUGCAUCUGUACAGGGUAGCAUCGGUACCGCCUAGAACGGGCGCUUCCUUACCCCCUCCCGUAUGCCUGACGUGCGCGAAAGAACCCGCGCCGACCCAACCGCCGUUCAUAUCUCUCGACGAGAAUAUCUACAGGGUAAAAACGAGCGGUUGGGACGAGGAGGACGAGGACGUCGUUCUUACCACUCCGCCAACGAGACGGCGUAGAAGAAAACAGAAAGCCGUCGAUAAGGAACCGCCUUGUUUGUACCACAACGCGAUAUUCAGUCCGAAUUCCGCUUAUUACGUAUUGGAAUGUUUGGGGCCCGGUAUACCGACUAGCGCGUUGUACAAAACUGGUAUGCCGAAAUCGAAGCUGUUGAUGUGGCUUCAGAAUAACACGGAAUUAAGGGAGAGGGUGGAAGAUAUGGCGAUGCCGCAGAUGAGGACGUUUCCGGUGCACAUAUCCGGAGGUUAUCAAGCCCAAAUUCGUCUUCAUCUGCCUCCGGGGCUACGAGAAGACGAAAUAACCAGAUACCCUUUGAUAGUUCAAGUAUACGGUGCACCGGGUAGUCAAUUGGUCACCGAAAGAUGGCGGGUUGAUUGGAACACUUAUUUAGCGGGAAACAAGGAUUAUAUUGUGGCCCAAAUAGACGGCAGGGGUACCGGCGGUCAAGGACAUAGGAUACUACACAAAGUUUAUUAUAAAUUGGGAUCCUUAGAAGUGGCGGAUCAGCUGGAAGUUACGGAGUACUUGAGGGACACGCAGCAUUUUAUCGAUAAACGACGCGUCGCCGUUUGGGGCUGGAGCUACGGGGGAUUCGUGGCGGCAUUGGCUUUAGCUAGUCCCAAGAAAGUUUUUCGAUGUGCCGUAGCCGUGUCCCCUGUAACUAAUUGGAAAUUAUACGAUUCGGCGUACACGGAAAGAUUCAUGGGUCUACCGAACGUAACCGACAAUUACAAAGGUUACGAAGAAGCGGACGUGAGCAAAAAAGCGGAACAGCUAAAAGACAAAAUGUUCUAUUUGAUACACGGUACCGCCGACGAUAACGUCCACCUACAACAAUCGAUGGCGCUGGUUAGGGCACUGUCGGAAGCCGGAACGCUCUUCAGACAACAGAUCUACCCCGACGAAAGUCACAAUCUUGGCGGCGUGAAGCGACAUCUCUACGAAAGUAUGGGGGAUUUUUUGGAGGACUGUUUCAGGAAGCAAGUACCGCCGGAAUUCAAAGCCGGUUUGAGGAAUUACGCGGAUUAGGGGACGAAGAAGAGGAAGCGUUCCGGGAUCGGAAUGUGAUUCAAGUGCCAAAUUUUCGAAUGCCGAUCAGUCAAAAUGUCGUAACGGGAUCGCGAAGAUAUCGACUUUACCCCGUAUACGGUGGUAACGUGAUUUACGACGUUGUUCGGGGCAACGUUUGGCAACGUCGGAAUUCCGUUAUCGUCUAUGGUACGAGGUGGAGAGUUGGUAUAUUUCGAUCGCGCCGCGUAUAAUUAAUUUAAGAAUUUUGCGGCGGGGAAUUUUUUUAUCGUUUUAUCCGACUCAGAUUUGGGAAAACUUUUUUUUUUUUGUUUUUUGUUUUUGGGCAAAUUGGGCUUGGACAAGUCGACAAAAAAAGUGAUAUGGAAAAAAGUUUAGGUCUGGAGGGACGAUUUUUUGGGGGAAAUUACGAUUUUGUGGCGAGGAAAAGUCAUUUUUUGGGAAAAUCGUUUUUGGAUUAUUGUUUUUGUCGAAAGUUGAUCGUUUUUUUGACGAUUUUAGACUCGGAAAAUUCAUUUUUAGACUGAAAUUAAAGCUUUAAUCGUUUUAGUUCGAAUAAGAUUUGAGGAAAACCUUUUUUAAACGAAAUUAUACAUUUGAAGGCCUUUUUUUGGAAAAUUUAUGAGUCGAAAAACAUUUAUAGAUUAUAUUAAACCGUUAAAUCCCAUAUUUUGGUGUUUUUAGAUCUAUAAUUCAACCUUGAAAUUUGUUUUUAGACGAA